CAAUGUAACUGCUCGUUGACGCAAGACUCUUUCAAGUCAUCCCUUCCUUCCCCUCCCCUCACCCAAACGCCAGCCCCACUUCACCACACCGCACCUUCCCCGAUAUAUAUAUACUCCAACUUCUUCCCCACAAACACCAAAAUUAUUAUACACACCCAUAGUCUCCCUAUCUCUCUCUCUCUCUCUCUCUCUCUCUCUCUCUCUCUCUGAAUUACCAUGCAGGAGGGUCUUCCUUACAAGACAUGGACCGGGCGCUCACCGCCGAUAAGCUCCCCCGGUUCGACAACGGCCGGGGGCGUCCUAAAGGGAGGAAGGAGAAGCGUAAAGAGCAUGGUCUCAGAGAACGCGGUUAUAGUGUUCAGUAAACACGGGUGCUGCAUGAGCCAUGUGGUCAGACGUUUGCUUCUGGGUCUAGGCGUGAACCCGGCGGUCUACGAGGUCGAGGAAGACGACGAAGUCAGCGUUUCUGAUGAGCUGGAGAUGGUCGGUGCCGCCGACGGCAAAGGUGCUCGGUUGCAGCUCCCGGUGGUCUUCGUCGGGGGAAAGUUGUUCGGAGGAUUGGAUCGCGUUAUGGCCACUCACAUAUCCGGAGAAUUGGUUCCUAUAUUGAAACAAGCUGGAGCCUUAUGGCUUUGAUUGCCAUAUGUAUCUAUGGAAUUUUGUCAUUAUAAAUAUACCACCUCAAAAUUUUUUUUUUCCCAUUUUUUGCUUUUUUUUUUUUUUUUUUUUUUUUUGGGUUUUUGAUUUUGUAAAAUUCCUGUUGAGGAUCGAGGGAAAUGCAGGAUUUCAAAUUUAAGUUUUU
Malania oleifera is the source of this 802-nucleotide messenger RNA. Its product is annotated as glutaredoxin-C9-like. The record is from RefSeq and is a predicted model, not a curated record. Bases 217 to 636 code for a protein of 139 amino acids. NCBI's taxonomy places the organism in Eukaryota, Viridiplantae, Streptophyta, Magnoliopsida, Santalales, Ximeniaceae. The transcript has a single exon.